Molecule: messenger RNA, 3485 nt
Organism: Carassius gibelio (silver crucian carp)
Lineage: Eukaryota; Metazoa; Chordata; Actinopteri; Cypriniformes; Cyprinidae
Gene: sh3glb2a
Product: SH3-domain GRB2-like endophilin B2a
Exons: 12
Coding region: 97-1272 (391 amino acids)
Biological process (GO): membrane organization
Cellular component (GO): cytoplasm; membrane
Molecular function (GO): protein binding
Source: RefSeq, a predicted model, not a curated record
AUGCCUCAAAGAAAGAAACCGUUGAAGACAGAAACACAAUAGCAUCCGCGAAGAGCCUGAUGCCGCGGUGAUUCCGCCUCUUUCUCCGCUUACAACAUGGAUUUCAACGUGAGGAAAUUCGCUACAGAUGCUGGGAUAUUCUUUUCACGAGCCGUUCAGUUUACAGAGGAGAAACUGGGACAGGCUGAGAAGACCGAGCUGGACGCUCACUUUGAGAAUCUGCUGUCCAGAGCUGACUGCACCAAAAACUGGACGGAGAAAAUCUACAGACAGACUGAAGUCGUGCUUCAGCCGAACCCUGGUGCUCGCAUUGAAGAGUUCCUGUAUGAAAAGCUCGACCGGAAGGUUCCCCCGCGGCCCACUAAUGGAGAGAUCUUAGGACAGUUCAUGCUGGAAGCCGCCAAAGAGUUUGGAGCAGAAACCCCGUACGGAAGCACCCUGAUCAAAGUGGGCGACUGUCAGAGGAGACUGGGCGGUGCUGAGAGAGAGUUUCUGCAGACCUCAUCCAUCAGCUUCCUCACACCCCUGCGCAACUUCCUGGAGGGCGACUGGAGGACCAUUUCUAGAGAGCGUAAACUUCUGGAGAAUCUGCGCUUGGAUCUGGACGCUUGUAAAGCGCGACUCAAGAAGGCCAAAGCGGCGGAGACCAAAGCUGCUGCUGUUCCAGACUUUCAAGAGACAAGACCACGUAAUUAUGUGCUGUCUGCCAGUGCAUCUGCGCUCUGGAAUGAGGAGCUUGAUAAAGCGGAGCAUGAAUUGCGUGUUGCUCAGACGGAGUUUGACAGACAGGCUGAGGUCACCAGACUCCUCCUGGAGGGCAUCAGCAGCACACAUGUGAAUCAUCUGCGCUGCCUGUGUGAGUUUGUGGAAGCGCAGGCGAUGUAUUACAGCCAGUGUCACAAAUACAUGCUGGAGCUGCAGAGAGAGCUGGGCAGCUGCAGUGGAGACAUAAGAUGCCCCGACUCUUUGGAUGUGAAUUGCCUCCCUGACAGAAGCCCCACGGACCCGUCUGCCUUCCUGCCGCUGAACUCUUCGUCUCCGCUGGAAAGAGACGCUCUGCAGAUUGAAGAAGUUCAGCCGCCAGCCAGUGGCACACGCAAGGCCAAAGUGCUGUAUGACUACGACGCUGCAGACUCCAUUGAGCUCUCGCUGCGGGCCGAUGAGCUCAUCACCGUGUACACAGUGCCUGGAAUCGACUCUGAUUGGCUGAUUGGAGAGCGAGGAAACCAGAAGGGGAGGGUGCCUGUUACCUAUCUGGAGCUGUUGAGCUAGAGAGGCGAGACACACACACACACACACACACACAGGAUCAUAGAAACUUACGAGAUCAACCCAUGCAUACAUCUCUUAACCGAAAAUCUAACUAUUGUGUGUUUACAUGCAUGUCAAUGGGGCUUCAUUUUUAUUUUUUAUUUUAAUAUUUAAGAAGCCUCUGCCAUUUUUUCUUUUAUUUUGGAGGAGUGAUAUCACUUGGUAAUAUUAAAAUCCACCGCUUCCUAAUACUAAACAUUAAACCCUUAUAAAUGAAUGAAUAAUGCAUUAUAAUUCAUAGAACGUCACAUUUUUUGAAAUCACUAAAUCACACAAAUACUCACCAGUGCAAAACGAACUUCAGAAAUGCCUGAAACAUCCACUCAUUAUGAUCACAUGUAUGUAUGUGGCUGUUUUCUUCACUAAAAACUGUCCUGUUGUCACUCAUAAUGACUUUCCUGCCUUCAGUAUACAAUUAACCAUCUUGAUUCAGCUUGUCCUGAGAGCUGAAGACUAAUAUCAGCUCACUAUUAAAUGUUCAAAGGUCUAAGCACUAGCAUAUUUGCACUGUUUGGUGACUUUGCUUUCUAGCAGACCUCCGUAAGCCUAAAUGAAACACGGCCUUAACUGCAUCUCAUGCGGACAGAUGUAACAAAUGUAAUGAACCACAGCUAAUAACGUCUGCAAUAGUGACCAUGUGAUCGAGAUCAGAAUAUGAAUGUUGAUCUCCAGCCUCAAAGUCUUCAUAAAGCUCGUCUUUCUUGCAUGAAGAACUUGACAGUGCAAUAAUACCUGCUCAUGCUCAGAAAAAGUACAGAUGCUCUGCUUUAAGUGCCACUUGAGUUAGAAUUAUUUUAAAUCUCCUUUAAUUAGACAAUCAUAUGCAGUAUCUCCAUCUUAAUGCCCAGUUUGAACUGAUUUACAGAGUUUUACUGUAACUAUUAUUGUUUUGAAAUGUGCUGUCGCCAAACUAUAUUGUUCUUUUAAAGGAAUCAUUCACCCAGAAAUGAAGAUUUGCACAUAAUGUCCUCACUUUCGGGCCAAUGUAGAUGAGUUUCUUCAUCAGAUUUGGAGAAAUGUAGCAUUGCAUCAGUGUCUCAUCAAUGGAUGCUCUGCAGUGAAUGGGUGCCGUCAGAAUGAGAGUCCAAACAGCUGAUAAAAACAUCACAAUAAUCCACAAAUAGUCCAUCAGUAGAUGUCUCGUGAAGCCAAAAGCUGCCUGUUUGUAAGAAACAAAUACAUCAAGACAUUUUUUUACUUUAAAUCAUUGCUUCCUGUCAAAAUAUGAGUUAAUAUAGUCUAUAAUAACGCUUCCAUCUCUCGUAUGACAGUGCAUCUAUGUAUUAGGCUGUUUUGGACUGUAAACGGUCUUUGAUCUGGGCAGAUUUCUCUCCUGAUUCAGAUCAGAGCACUUUUUAUUAUUAUUAAGCAAAAAUAUAUAAGUCUUAUUGGAUUUGUUUCUUUUGAACACACAGCUUUUGUCUUCUCAAGACAUUAACUGAUGGACUGGAGAGUGAUGUGGAUUAUUGUGAUGUAUUUAUCAGCUGUUUGGACUCUCAUUCUGACGGCACCCAUUCACUGCAAAGCUUUGAUGACACUGAUGCAAUGCUACAUUCCUUCAAAUCUGAUCUGAAGAAACAAACUCAUCUAGAUCUCGGAAGUUUUUAGCAAAUUUUCAUUCUGCCUGAACUAUUUCUUUAGUCUCAUCUACUGAUUUAAAUGCGUUUUGCUCUGUUUUAUUUGUUACUUAAUAAUAGUAAUAACAAUAAUACAUUUUUAAACAUCAUUUCUGAUACGCCAGUUUGCUCGAUGUAAGCCAUACUUGAUUUAUUUAUGCCAUAAUGAACUGCACUGCACAACCUGUAUUGUAUGACACCUAUUAAUAUAUUUAUUGUUUAUUUAUUUUAAACUUUUUUAGGUUUAGAGUUGGGCUUCAUAGCUUCAUCUUUAUUUAUUAUAUUAGUGUCAAAGUGCAGCUAAACAUUCUUUAGAUAUUUUGUUCAGUGUACAGUAUUUAAUGUUUUACUUUACUUUAUUGUAAAUCAUUAUGGGUUAUGUAGAAAUGAACCCAUUUAAGCCAAUGUGGUAAUUUAUUUUUUCUGAGAGGAAGCUCUUGCUGGUCAUUUCUUUUUUUUUUUAGCUCUCUUUUGCUCUUCAUUGUAUUUAAAGGCGACUCUUCAAGCCAUGUGGAGAGAAUCAAGCUUAGUAAUGUAAUAAAAGCCAUUUUAUUGCUA